Oryza brachyantha (malo sina) is the source of this 1226-nucleotide messenger RNA. RefSeq names its product 50S ribosomal protein L4. Gene Ontology annotation, molecular function: structural constituent of ribosome. The transcript is spliced from 7 exons. Gene Ontology annotation, cellular component: ribosome. Bases 51 to 923 code for a protein of 290 amino acids. NCBI's taxonomy places the organism in Eukaryota, Viridiplantae, Streptophyta, Magnoliopsida, Poales, Poaceae. Gene Ontology annotation, biological process: translation. The record is from RefSeq and is a predicted model, not a curated record.
UCUCCGCCGCCGCCGCCGCCGCCUCUCCGAGCCACGACCGCCGCCGUCCGAUGCGGGCACUCCUGCGCGCCGCGUCGGUGCUCCGCCGCGCGGCGGCACCGGCCCUGGGAGCCAGCUCAGGCGGCAGACGGGGCGCGUUGCUUCCCAGCAAGAAUUUGCCAGCGGUCUGUUUCAAUGGGUAUUCCACUCUCUUGGCUCCAGCAAAUGAAGUGCUCAUUCCACAAGAACUUCUAUCCAGCAAGACUGUUUGGACUCCAGAUCGAGAGCUGGGGCAGUAUGAAGACCUAGUAUCUCGAGUGACAAACUUCCAUAACGAGGACAAGGGCUUCAUGGUUUUAGAUGGUGAUGUUUUUGAUGUCCCCAUCAGGAAGGAUAUUGUUCACAGAGUAGUAAGGUGGCAACUUGCUAAAAGGCAGCAGGGGACACACUCAACUAAAACUAUCAGUGAAGUGAGCGGCACAGGAAGAAAACCUUACAACCAAAAAGGAACUGGCAGAGCACGACAUGGUACACUGCGUGGCCCUCAGUUUCGGGGUGGUGCAACCAUGCAUGGGCCUAAACCACGAAGCCAUGCGAUUAAGUUGCAGAAGAAAGUACGGCGUCUGGGACUUAAGAUAGCCUUAUCUGCUCGAACUGCCGAGGGAAAGCUAUUGGUAUUCGAGGACCUUGAAGUUCCUAGCCACAAGACGAAAAACAUUGUGCAGUAUAUUAGGCAGAUGGAAGACACGAAGAAGGUCUUGUUGGUUGAUGGAGGUGACAUUGAUACGAAACUAAAACUGGCUACCCAAAAUCUUCACUAUGUGAAUGUUCUUCCAUCCAUCGGCUUAAAUGUUUACAGCAUCCUUCAGCACGAUACUCUUGUAAUGACUCGAGAUGCUAUCAAUAGAAUUGUUGAGCGGAUGCACACCCCCAUCAGCCGCUAGGAUGUUGAGAUUCGAUGCCAACACCAUUGUUUUGUAGCAGUUGUACUUCGACCCCCUAAAGCUACAUGCAUCACAGUUUUCACUUUGCUGGUGGAAAGCAAUAGCUGCAACACCAUUUUGCUUUUCCCUUCCGAAAUUAUCUGGUUGCUUGAGCUAGUAGUUUCAGUAACCUAAGGUUAUGUGUGAUCUAAUUGAUUAUAUCGAAGUAGGAAACGAAGGGGUAAUCAGCAUUCAUGACUCCAGGAUUUCUAAUAAAUACAGUUUCUGAUUAUGUUAUUCCUAGGAUUUUCAGUUCGUUGCAAA